Orycteropus afer afer is the source of this 951-nucleotide messenger RNA. RefSeq names its product olfactory receptor 12-like. Gene Ontology annotation, cellular component: membrane. Bases 1 to 951 code for a protein of 316 amino acids. NCBI's taxonomy places the organism in Eukaryota, Metazoa, Chordata, Mammalia, Tubulidentata, Orycteropodidae. The transcript has a single exon. The record is from RefSeq and is a predicted model, not a curated record. Gene Ontology annotation, biological process: G protein-coupled receptor signaling pathway; sensory perception of smell. Gene Ontology annotation, molecular function: olfactory receptor activity; G protein-coupled receptor activity; odorant binding.
AUGCCAACCCAUGAAGAUGGGAAUGUCUCAUGGCCCUCUUUGCAGGAGUUUGUGCUAGUGGGAUUUGAGGGUGGGCUGGAGACCCAGGCCCUACUCUUUGCUGUGUUCCUGGCCCUCUACGUGGUGACCAUGCUGGGGAACCUCACAAUGAUCGUGGUCAUCACGCUGGAUGCCCGCCUCCACUCUCCCAUGUACUUCUUCCUCAAGAACCUCUCCUUCCUGGACCUCUGCUACUCCUCUGUCAUCGCCCCCAAGGCCCUGCUCAACUUCUUCUCCUCGACCAGGAUCAUCACCUUUGCCGGCUGUGCCACCCAGCUCUUCUUCUUCUCCCUGAUGGCUACCACUGAGACUUUCCUUCUAGCCACCAUGGCCUAUGACCGCUUCCUGGCCAUCUGCAGUCCCCUGCAUUACCCAGUCACCAUGUGUCCCUCAGCUUGUGCCCGACUAGUUCUGGGCACCUACUGUGGAGGCUGCCUCAACUCCAUUGUGCAGACAAGUCUCACCUUCAGUGUCCCGUUCUGCAGCUCCCACCGCAUCGACCACUUCUUCUGCGAUGUGCCCCCCCUGCUCCGGAUCGCCUGCGCCAACAUAGUCCUCAAUGAGCUGCUCUUGUUUGGCCUCUGUGGGCUGAUCAUUGUGGGCACUACACUCGUGGUCCUCGUAUCCUAUGGCUACAUCACAGUGACCAUCCUGAGGAUGCGUUCACGGACCGGGAGAUACAAGGUUUUCUCCACCUGUGGUUCCCAUAUGACUGUGGUGUCCCUGUUUUACGGAACGAUCUUUGUCAUGUACGCCCAGCCAGGAGCCAUUCAGUCCAUGGAGCAGGGCAAAGUGGUCUCCAUCUUCUAUACCCUGGUUAUCCCCCUGCUCAACCCCCUCAUCUACAGUCUGCGGAACAAGGACGUGAGGGAAGCCCUGCGGAGGCUGGUCAGGAAGCAUGCAGUCAUGUGA